AUGGAGAACGGGACGACCAUUGAUGCGAUCCCGCGCGUGAUGCACACGCUGACGUUGGCGCACGAGCGCUCGUUCCCGCUGGAUCUCACGCGACGGGCGAAUUCGGCGUGGACGGUGCGAACGUACGACGUCGAGGAGGGACGGGAGUACGUGCGGGAGAAUUGCGAGGGACGGCUGGAGGCGUACGACGGGCUCGCGCCGACGGCGUUCAAGGCGGAUUUAUUGCGGUAUUGCAUCUUGUACACGGAGGGUGGGGUGUGGAUCGACGACGAUAUCGUCGUCGUGGAUGCGUUGGAUGAUUUAGUGCGCGACGCCCGGCACGAGUUGCUGUUGGUGUACGAUCGAAACGUGUACAAGAGCGCGGGCGGGCCGGGGCAGGUGUGGAACGCGUUCAUGUGCGCGCGCCGGGGGAGCGCGGUGUUCGAGCGGGCGAUGGAUAAGAUUUCUGAAAACGUCAGAAAACGUGCCGUCUAUUAUCACUCAUUGUAUUACACCGGUCCGGCGCUGUUGUACGACAGCAUUGAACCGAGCGAUAGCGUGGAGUAUCGGUGGCAGAUGCAGACGAGACCCGCGAUGUCGACGGGGAGUCAAAGGAUCGCGGAUGUCGCGACGGACCGCGAGGUCUUGUUACAUUUUAAGCUUCCUAGGACGACGACGCACUACAGUACGUUAUCUAGGUCGAAGGCUGUGUACGAGUAG
Molecule: messenger RNA, 699 nt
Organism: Ostreococcus tauri
Lineage: Eukaryota; Viridiplantae; Chlorophyta; Mamiellophyceae; Mamiellales; Bathycoccaceae
Product: Capsular polysaccharide synthesis
Exons: 1
Coding region: 1-699 (232 amino acids)
Biological process (GO): mannosyl-inositol phosphorylceramide biosynthetic process
Molecular function (GO): mannosyltransferase activity
Source: RefSeq, a predicted model, not a curated record